CACGCGGCACGCACCCCGCUGCACCCUGCACCACGCUCCACUCCACCCCCACCCCCACCCCACCCCACGCCGCGCCGCGCCAUGCGCCGCCUCCGCCUCGCCGCCGCCGCCGCCGCGCCACACGGCGUCCUCCUCCUCCUCCUCAUCCUCCUGCCGCUCGUGGCCGCGGCCGGGCCGGCGGCGGCCAAGGCGCCCGCGGCCCCGCCGGCUCCGCCCAACGUGACGACGGCGAUGGCGAAGGGCGGGUGCAAGGCCUUCGCCGACCUGAUCGCGGCGUCGCCCGACGCGUCCUCCACGUACCAGUCCGCCGCCGGCGGCGGCAUCACCGUGUUCUGCCCCACCGACGACGCCGUCAGGGCGUUCCUGCCCAGGUACAAGAACCUCACCGCCGACGGCAAGGCCGAGCUGCUCCUGUUCCACGCCGUGCCCGUGUACUACUCCCGCGGCAGCCUCAAGUCCAACAAUGGCGUCAUGAACACCCUCGCCACCGACGGCGCCGCCAAGAACUACAACUUCACGGUGCAGAACGAGGGCGACGCCGUCACCAUCAAGACCGCCGCCUCCGGGGACGCCGCGCGGGUCAAGUCCACGGUGGUGGACGCCGACCCCGUCGCCAUCUUCACCGUCGACGCGGUGAUCGAGCCGGUGGAGCUGUUCAAGCCGGCGCCGUCGCCGACGCCCGCGCCGUCGCCCGCUCCGGCGGCGGACGCUCCCAAGGCCAGUAAGCCCGCGCACCACCCGGCGCCCGUCGUGGCGGACGCUCCCGGCCCCGCCGCCACCGACUCGCCUCCGGCGGACCAGAAGAAGGAGGCCAAGAAGAGCGCGGCGGCCGGCGCGCCGCCGUGCGUCCGGUGGUUCGCCGCGGCGUUGGCCGCCGUCGCCAUGGCCUCCACAUUGGCCUAGGGCAAUUGUUCUUUUUUUUUUGUGUUCUUGGUUGAUGAUCCAUUGGCGUGAUCGUGGUGUGAUGGCGUGUUGAUGUGCUUGCGAGAUUUGUGCUUACUUUCGUGGAAGAACUAGUGGAGUGCUUAAAUAUUUUGUUAGUGCUUUCCUAGAUUUUCGUUUUUUUGUUUGUGCCUGCUGUUGCUACUUGUUAAUUGUUAAUUAGCAUUAGUAGAUCAUGAGAUGUUGAUAUCUUAUCAGCAUUUUGGUUUUGACUUGAUGAGUGCAGUUAAGUUGCUGAGAUUUUGCUA
Oryza sativa Japonica Group (Japanese rice) is the source of this 1190-nucleotide messenger RNA. Its product is annotated as fasciclin-like arabinogalactan protein 1. Gene Ontology annotation, biological process: plant-type secondary cell wall biogenesis. Gene Ontology annotation, cellular component: plasma membrane. The record is from RefSeq and is a predicted model, not a curated record. NCBI's taxonomy places the organism in Eukaryota, Viridiplantae, Streptophyta, Magnoliopsida, Poales, Poaceae.